AUCAGUUGUGCAGCUGUAUUUUUUUGUACACACUCAAUAAUGACACACAAACACACACACACAAAAAAAACUAUUUAUACAAAGGAUUAGUGCUAUGACAGUUGCAACGUUGAAUAAAGUCACAAUUUAAAACAAGUAAUGUGUUGCAACUCCUAGUGGAUGUCUAAAAAUGAAAAAUACAAAUAAUUAUUUGCAGCUGAAUGCCUUUUGAGGUUUUACUUUUCUGUGCUAAUUUAAAAACUGUUCCCAGCUGCAUAUCAAAAGGUAAAUCUCUGCAUGUCAGCUCCUGUUUUAACAAAACUCUUUGAUUGUUUGGAUCUUUCUUCAGUCAGAAAAUUAUCUCCUUCACAGAUCAGGAUCUACUUCCCUCCCCCCCAAUUUUCAGUUUCAUAAAGCUCCAAAGGGUUUUAAGAGGUUAUAGAGCAGGCUGCAGGCUGCAGGCUGCUCAGUUUAGCACAUAGACUCUUGUUGCUGAGCUAGUAGGCUGUAGAUUGUGAAAGAGAUGGUCACAAAUCUAGGCAGUCUCAAGUCUUUGAGAGGCAAGUCCAAGUCAGGUUGCAAGUAGGUGACUUGGACUUUGAGCCUGCUAAUGUCUCCAGGUAUACCUCUGUUUUAAAAAAUUACCUGAAGCCAUUAAAUCAUAAUUUAUUUCACAGUUUCCAGGGUUCAAAGUAAUUUUAUUAAAAUAUCAAAGAAAGUUCCAGAGUGAGCGGAGAUUGAAGCAGGGUUGAAAGACUGACAGCUUCCAAAUCAAAACUAAAAAAACAAACAACAAAAAACAAGCCUAAUUCUCAAACUCAGGUUAAAAUGGACAUGGGCCAAAACAAUUCCAUAGUGACACUUUAUUAUCUGAUAUAAUUUCAAAAAUAAAUUAACUAAUAAAAUGAGAGUAAGAAUAUGGCAUGUCAUUAAAAUGUUGAAGUUUUUUUUUUUACUUUUCUGCCUCUCGGUGAUAACUAUUUGGAUUUAAUGUGGACUUUCUAAAAACCAGUCAAAUGCUGUGAAAAACAGCCCAAAUAUUAGUAACCUACCAAAACCUCUGCUUUUCCCAGCCCAACGUGUUCAAAAGAAGCCCAAUUGGGGAGAAACUCGCCCAAUCUGGCAACACUUGUCCCUACUUGCCCCUCCCUUACCUGUGCCGUUGCACUUUUGACGUCUUUGCCAACUACACUCCAGUCCGGUAGGUGGCAGUAAAUGUCCCUUCAGUUGGUUUACCAACCGCCAGUAAAACUUAAAAGAGGAAGAAUAAGAGUCUGGUGGUUUCUUGGAACGUGGCGUGCAAAGCGGAGGAGCGCCACCAAUUAUUGUAAUGAAGGUAAUCAAAGUUCUUCUGGAAGAAACUUUGCGUGCUAAAAGUUUAGAGCAGCGUGUUUUAACCAGCGAUCCUUAUGGAUCAGCUAAGCGAGCAAAAAUAGCUCUGCUAAUUAGCCAGCUAAUAUCAAAUUUCAGUGUUAAUCUAUAAAACAUAGAAUGCCAAAAAGCUAUAAUGUUCGCCACAAUAAGUAAAUUAAUGAAAUACUUAGACUACAUCAAAUAAGUUUUUAGUAGCUCAUGUCAAGAGUAGGAUUUUCAAACGUCAAUGAACAUCCAAUGAACUUGAGUGAAAUGGAUAAAUUACCUCCUCAGCAUGCAUUCAAGAUUAACAGAGUCCAGCUAAUGGAGUAGUUAUUUGAUUUGGGUGUGUUGUAGCAGAGAAAUGUCUAAAAUUUCCAGGAAACUGGCCCUCUGGGGCCGGUGUUUGAGACCAGUUGUUGGUUUGCGUUAUGUAGGUUGCAAACAAGUAUUUUAGAACCGGUAGACUUUGUUUCUCCUAAAACAUUUCCAAUCUUAAAAUGACCAUUACUUGGAUAGAGGCAAAAUUUAUUCAAAUUUGUUUUUCAAAGUCAGGUGAAAACAACUCUGUUGAAUUAACCAUAAUUUAAUCUAGGAGUUGUUCUCUAUUGCACAAGUGGAAAAAUAAACAUUCAACUCCCUGCUGAUUUGUAAGUUUGCUCACUCUCAAGAAAAAAACCUCUCUCAUUUGUGAGAUAGUCAGAAUGUAAGUUAAAUUUUACAUGGCUUCAAAGUUACCCUGUUUUUGAGUGAAAUAAGCAUUUAAUACCCUACAGCUCAGUCUGAAUUAUCUGCAUAUUGGUCAUGGGACAAUUACCAAAGCCCCGGAUCUCAACUAGUUGCACGCAUAAAGUGUGCGUGCCACAAAAUCAUAAUUUCUUCCAUUCACAUCUCUCCACCAUGACAGUCAAGAUCAAAGUUGUAUCAAAGCAUGCGAGAGAUAACGCAUGCAUUUUAUGUACAUGGAAUUUGGAAAAGCACGAAAACUUUGCGACCCUUGGUUUGACUCUGUAAAAGAUCUUGGAUUGAAGGGGAUCAAGACAAAAGUGAUGGAUCAGCCUACAAUUGCAAAGGAAGAGUGUGUUAACAAUCUCAGCACAAGUGGAACCACAGUUACCAAGAAUAUUCGAUGUGGUGCGGCAGAGUCUUCACAUCCAGGCCCAGCGGAAACAGCUGAUAGGCUGAGUUUCACCCCGACUGCUCUGGUGCCGUCUGAGCUGCUCGCGCCGUUCUACUGGAUGCGAAGUCUUUGUUGCUCCACCUUGUUCUCAUUAAGUUCCUGUUCCUUUAAGGGAUCUCUCCAGCGUUCACCGUAGUCACGCUGCGCAGGAUCCAUAUUCAGAGAAAGUCCAGCGGUGGAGUGGGGAAAUACCAGAGCAACUUUCCUCUCCUCUGGGUGCUGAGCAACUGGAAGGAACCCAACUGGACCUGAGAAGUAAGACCUUCAAACUACCAGCAUCUCGCCAUGAGCACAGACAAGCAUCCUGAAGUCGCAUCCCCAGAGGAGGACGAGAUGGAAGCUUGCAGCGAGGCUGCUGAGGUGAAGGCGCAUGAGGAGGAAGAGCAGAAGGAAGACGCCUCUGUCACUGUGAAUGGAAUGCACUCGGAUGCUGUCAUGGAUGCACGCGUGAUAAAAACCGAAGCCGAGGAGCCGGACGGUGCUGAGCACGCAGUGAUUGUGCCCAAAGAGGAAGCGGAGGGAGACAGCGAGGACGGGAUGGAGGAAGGCGUUGACGAGGACAGGACAGAGGAGGACAACGACGAGCAGAGGAAUGAGGAAGGCAUGAACGAGCCGCAGGACCUGUCACUGGUCGACUACUCGCGCUACGAAGCGGCGUCCCUGCCAGACGGCCAAACGACAGGUGCGUUGGAUGAGGCUGCAGACGGGGGCUACGCGCCCGGAUCCACGGCGCCCCGCGUUCCGACACAGGGGAAACUCAGCUGCGACAUCUGCGGUCUCUCCUGCAUCAGCAUUAAUGUGCUGCUAGUGCACAAGCGCAGCCACACUGGUGAGAGGCCAUUCCACUGCACUCAGUGUGGGGCCUCCUUCACCCAGAAGGGAAACCUGCUUCGCCACAUCAAACUGCACUCCGGAGAGAAGCCUUUCAAAUGCCCGAUGUGCAGCUACGCCUGCCGACGACGCGACGCUCUCAGCGGGCACCUGCGCACCCAUUCUGUAGAGAAGCCCUUCAAGUGCAACCACUGCAGUCGCAGCUACAAGCAGCGGAGCUCCCUCGACGAGCACAGAGAGAGGUGCCAUGUGUACAUUCAGAGCAAAGGUCCCGCCGAGAGAGCAGAGGACAGCCACACAGCCAGGUCUCAGAUGGGCUCAGAGCGCGCGCUGCUUCUCGACAGGCUCGCCAGCAACGUUGCCAAGCGGAAAAGUUCAAUGCCACAGAAGUUCACUGGCGACAACGGGGUCUGCCUGGACCUGAGCUUUAACAGGGAGCUGCUCCACCGAUCUGACAUAAAGGACCCUCCACCCGGCUCACCUGGGCCAGAGGGCCAGCUGCAGACAGUCCUUGCAGGCCCAGAUGGCGACCCACCUCCCACCCACAGACCGUACCCCAUCCCGUUAAACCGCACCGAUAUCAACCCAAUCAGCCUCACCAAUGGCCACAAGAUGCCCCUCCUGGGCCUUCCUCACGGAGCACAGCCGCCCCUCAGCAUGGACUCCUUCCACGACGCCGCCUCCCAGAUGACCCAGCCCGUCAUGUACAGCCUGGGUCACCUGCUGGGGGGAAUCAAUCACCAGAACGGCGUCCCGCACCCACAUAGCCAGCCCUUUCCGCUGACGCCCCUCGAGGCCCUGCGGGUCAUGCGGGCGGACGGAGAGUCCGGGGCGCCGCCCGGAGCCGUGUACCCCUGCGGCCACUGCAGGGUGCUCUUCCUGGACUAUGUCAUGUUCACCAUCCACAUGGGAUGCCACGGCUUCCGCGACCCGCUCGAAUGCAACGUCUGUGGCCACCGCAGCCGGGACCGUUACGAGUUCUCCUCCCACAUAGCCCGCGGCGAGCACCGCCUAGAACUCAAGUAGACUGCGUUCAUGCACACAAACGGUCACCGCCAUGGAGACAGACAGCGACUUAGUCAUACAAGUAGCUGGUAGUAUUAGAAAUGAAAGCAUAAAGUGGCGGCUCUGUCUGUCCUCGGCGUUUGUUAAAGUGUGUGUGAGUAUAAACGUCGUGGGAGUGUGGCGGCUGUUCUUAGUCAUCCAUCUGAAAAGAUGGCCUGUAAAGAGUUAUUGCAGGAGCAUUUCUACUCCUCAGCAUGCAUAUAUUUGUACGUAACGAGGUUGUCUUUUUGCAUAAAGCCGCGUGUUCCCACUCACACAAAGCAGCACAAAAUACUGUAUUUAUGCUGUACCUACUGUUUUAUUUUGUCUGUAUAAAGAUGUAAGAAAACUAAAAAAAUAAAAGAGCGGUUCUGUCAUCACACACAAGCUGCAGAGCGUUUAGAGAUGUUCAAGUUUGCCAAUACUGACUGCAGAAAAGAA
Molecule: messenger RNA, 4828 nt
Organism: Poecilia latipinna (sailfin molly)
Lineage: Eukaryota; Metazoa; Chordata; Actinopteri; Cyprinodontiformes; Poeciliidae
Product: zinc finger protein Aiolos-like
Exons: 9
Coding region: 2798-4369 (523 amino acids)
Biological process (GO): regulation of transcription by RNA polymerase II
Molecular function (GO): RNA polymerase II cis-regulatory region sequence-specific DNA binding; DNA-binding transcription factor activity
Source: RefSeq, a predicted model, not a curated record